Bacillus rossius redtenbacheri is the source of this 1947-nucleotide messenger RNA. RefSeq lists its product as uncharacterized. Bases 1 to 1947 code for a protein of 648 amino acids. The transcript is spliced from 5 exons. The record is from RefSeq and is a predicted model, not a curated record. NCBI's taxonomy places the organism in Eukaryota, Metazoa, Arthropoda, Insecta, Phasmatodea, Bacillidae.
AUGGUGGUGAAGGCUUAUGGCACGCUGAAGGCUCGUGGUAGCUGGAGUGUGAGGAACAACCCCUCGGGCGAGAACAGCAACCCCUCGGGCGAGAACAGCAACCACUCGGGCGAGAACAGCAACCUCUCGGGCGAGAACAGCAACCACUCGGGCGAGAACAACAAACACUCGGGCGAGAACAACAAACACUCGGGCGAGAACAGCAACCUCUCGGACGAGUACAGCAACCUCUCGGGCGAGAACAGCAACCACUCGGACGAGUACAGCAACCUCUCGGGCGAGAACAGCAACCUCUCGGGCGAGAACAGCAACCUCUCGGGCGAGAACAGCAACCUCUCGGGCGAGAACAGCAACCUCUCGGGCGAGAACAGCAACCACUCGGACGAGUACAGCAACCCCUCGGGCGAGAACAGCAACCUCUCGGGCGAGAACAGCAACCUCUCGGGCGAGAACAGCAACCACUCGGGCGAGAACAGCAACCCCUCGGGCGAGAACAGCAACCCCUCGGGCGAGAACAGCAACCCCUCGGGCGAGAACAGCAACCUCUCGGGCGAUAACAGCAACCACUCAGGCGAGAACAUCAACCCCUCGGGCGAGAACAUCAACCCCUCGGGCGAGAACAACAAACACUCGGGCGAGAACAGCAACCUCUCGGACAACAACAUCUCGGACGAGUACAGCAACACCUCGGGCGAGAACAGCAAACACUCGGGCGAGAACAGCAAACACUCGGGCGAGAACAGCAACCACUCGGGCGAGAACAGCAACCACUCGGGCGAGAACAGCAACCACUCGGGCGAGAACAUAAACCUCUCGGGCGAGAGCAGCAACCUCUCGGGCGAGAACAGCAACCACUCGGACGAGUACAGCAACCCCUCGGGCGAGAACAGCAACCUCUCGGGCGAGAACAGCAAACACUCAGGCGAGAACAGCAACCACUCGGGCGAGAACAGCAACCACUCGGGUGAGAACAGCAACCACUCGGGCGAGAACAGCAAACACUCAGGCGAGAACAGCAACCCCUCGGACGAGUACAGCAACCCCUCGGGCGAGAACAGCAACCGCUCGGGCGAGAACAUAAACCUCUCGGGCGAGAGCAGUAACCUCUCGGGCGAGAACAGCAACCACUCGGACGAGUACAGCAACCCCUCGGGCGAGAACAGCAACCUCUCGGGCGAGAACAGCAACCACUCGGGCGAGAACAACAAACACUCAGGCGAGAACAACAAACACUCGGGCGAGAACAGCAACCUCUCGGACGAGUACAGCAACCCCUCAGGCGAGAACAACAACCACUCGGGCGAGAACAACAACCACUCGGGCGAGAACAGCAACCUCUCGGACGAGUACAGCAACCCCUCGGGCGAGAACAACAACCACUCGGGCGAGAACAUCAAACACUCGGGCGAGAACAGCAACCUCUCGGACGAGUACAGCAACCCCUCGAGCGAGAACAGCAGCCUAUCGGACGAGAACAUAAACCUCUCGGGCGAGUGCAGCAACCUCUCGGACGAGAACAGCAACCACUCGGGCGAGAACAGCAUACACUUAGGCGAGAACAGCAACCGCUCGGGCGAAAAAAAAAAGCCACUUGGACGGGAACAGCAACCACUCGGGCUAGAACAGCAACCACUCGGGAGAAAACAACCGCGCUCGGGUGAGAACAGCAAACCCUCGGGAGAGAACAGCAACCACUCGGGCGAGAACCACCGGAGAUGUUUCGACGCGCACUGCGUCCACCCAUCGUCAGAGAGGGGACUCAUUCAGGACGUUCCUUCAGCGAUCAGAGCCACCACGCCGAGCGACCCGUGUCGGCAGAGCGAGCCUCAGCGGCAUCUCCCAACACCAACAAGGGUCAUCACGCACUGCUGCCUGGAUUUGACAUGGCCCUUGCGGGCUUGUAGCUACACUGCAGACUUCUUGCCGGAGCUGGGUUCAGUGAUGUAG